Messenger RNA from Onychomys torridus (southern grasshopper mouse), 2423 nucleotides. It is a transcript of the gene Slc27a2, whose product is annotated as solute carrier family 27 member 2. The record is from RefSeq and is a predicted model, not a curated record. Gene Ontology annotation, molecular function: fatty acid transmembrane transporter activity; long-chain fatty acid transmembrane transporter activity; pristanate-CoA ligase activity. Gene Ontology annotation, biological process: long-chain fatty acid import into cell; bile acid biosynthetic process; very long-chain fatty acid catabolic process. The coding region runs from base 251 to 2113 and encodes 620 amino acids. Gene Ontology annotation, cellular component: endoplasmic reticulum membrane; endoplasmic reticulum lumen; peroxisomal membrane. The transcript has 10 exons. NCBI's taxonomy places the organism in Eukaryota, Metazoa, Chordata, Mammalia, Rodentia, Cricetidae.
ACCCGUGAGCGCACGAGGCGCCCCCACGAGGGGGCGGGACCCAUCUCCGUCCAGCCCGCAGCGCCGCGCACGCCUCGGGCACCUGCAGCCCAGCGGCUACCUGCAGUCACAGCGCGUCCCUCCGCCAGCCCGGUUGCCAGCUCUUUCUUGCUCGGCUCCUCGCCGCCCGCCCGCCGCCGCGCUGCACGCCUCGAGCGCUCCCUCGGCCCCGCUGGGGUCCGGGGACCCCGCCGCCGCCGCCGCCGCCGCCAUGCUGCCGGUACUCUACACCGGCCUGGCGGGGCUGCUGCUGCUGCCUCUGCUGCUCACCUGCUGCUGCCCCUACCUCAUCCAGGACUUGCGGUACUUCCUGCGGGUAGCCAACAUGGCCCGGCAGGUGCGCAGCUACCGGCGGCGGCGGCCCGUGCGCACCAUCCUGCGGGUCUUCCUGGAGCAAGCUCGCCAGACCCCGCACAAGCCCUUCCUGCUGUUCCGCGAUGAGACGCUCACCUACGCCCAAGUGGACCGGCGCAGCAACCAAGUGGCACGGGCGCUGCACGACCAACUGGGCCUGCGACAGGGGGACUGCGUGGCCCUCUUCAUGAGCAAUGAGCCGGCCUACGUGUGGAUCUGGCUGGGACUGCUCAAACUGGGCUGUCCCAUGGCGUGCCUCAACUACAACAUCCGUGCCAAGUCUCUGCUGCACUGCUUCCAGUGCUGCGGGGCGAAGGUGCUGCUGGCCUCCCCAGAACUACAAGAAGCUGUUGAGGAGGUUCUGCCAACCCUGAAAAAGGAUGGAGUGUCCGUCUUUUACGUAAGCAGAACUUCUAACACAAGCGGCGUGGACACACUACUGGACAAAGUGGAUGGAGUGUCAGCAGAAGCUACUCCGGAGUCAUGGAGGUCUGAAGUCACUUUUGCCACGCCUGCAAUAUAUAUUUAUACUUCGGGUACCACAGGUCUCCCAAAAGCUGCAACCAUCAAUCACCAUCGCAUGUGGUAUGGAACUGGCCUUGCAUUGGCGAGUGGGAUUAAGGCCCACGAUAUAGUCUACACCACUAUGCCCCUGUACCACAGUGCAGCACUCAUGAUUGGCCUCCAUGGGUGCAUCGUGACUGGGGCUACUCUUGCUCUGCGGAGCAAAUUUUCAGCCAGCCAGUUCUGGGACGACUGCAGGAAAUUCAAUGCCACUGUCAUCCAGUACAUCGGUGAACUACUUCGGUACCUGUGCAACACACCUGAGAAACCAAAUGACCGUGACCACAAAGUGAAAAUAGCGCUGGGAAAUGGCUUACGGGGAGAUGUGUGGAAAGAGUUUAUCAAGAGAUUUGGGGACAUCCGUGUUUAUGAGUUCUACGCUUCCACUGAAGGCAAUAUUGGAUUUAUGAAUUACCCAAGAAAAAUCGGUGCUGUUGGAAGAGCCAACUACCUCCAAAGAAAAGUUGUAAGGUAUGAGCUGAUUAAAUAUGAUGUGGAGAAAGAUGAACCUGUCCGUGACGCAAAUGGAUAUUGCAUCAAAGUCCCCAAAGGUGAGGUCGGACUCUUAGUUUGUAAAAUCACACAACUUACACCAUUUAAUGGCUAUGCUGGAGGAAAGUCUCAGACAGAGAAGAAAAAACUCAGAGAUGUCUUUAAGAAAGGAGACCUCUAUUUCAACAGUGGAGACCUCCUAAUGAUUGAUCAUGAUGAUUUUGUCUAUUUCCAUGACAGAGUUGGAGAUACAUUCCGGUGGAAGGGAGAGAACGUAGCUACCACUGAAGUCGCCGACAUAGUAGGACUGGUUGACUUUGUUCAGGAAGUGAAUGUUUAUGGAGUACCUGUGCCAGGUCACGAGGGUCGAAUUGGGAUGGCCUCAGUCAAGAUAAAAGAAAACCAUGAGUUCAAUGGAAAGAAACUCUUUCAGCACAUCUCAGAGUACCUGCCGAGCUAUGCGAGGCCUCGGUUCCUGAGAAUACAAGAUACCAUUGAGAUCACUGGGACUUUUAAACACCGGAAAGUGACCCUGAUGGAAGAGGGCUUUAAUCCCACAGUCAUCAAAGAUGCCUUGUAUUUCAUGGAUGACACAGCAAAAACCUAUGUGCCCAUGACUGAGGACAUUUAUAAUGCCAUAAGUGAUAAAACUCUAAAGCUCUGAAUAUUUCCAGGUGACUAUCUCAUAACAUUUCCAGAAAGAAACUCAAUAGAUUUAGCAUAGCCACUUGAUGUAAUCCAACUUUAAUUUGAUUGAAGAUUUAUAAGGUGCAAUUUUUUAAGGAAAUUAUUCAACUAAAAGAAGGACAGUUGUUGUUGUUUUUUUUUUUUAAAUUACACCUGAACCUUUGCAAGUAAAAAGAUUCAGAGAUAAUUAUUUUUCAAUGUGCGCUUGCCAUUUGUCCUUGCAAACGAAGCUUUUUGGAGAGAGGGCCUUAUUUUUUUAAAUACAUAAUAAACUAUAUUAACACUAA